Molecule: messenger RNA, 2208 nt
Organism: Morus notabilis
Lineage: Eukaryota; Viridiplantae; Streptophyta; Magnoliopsida; Rosales; Moraceae
Product: pentatricopeptide repeat-containing protein At2g37310
Exons: 1
Coding region: 50-1951 (633 amino acids)
Biological process (GO): RNA modification
Molecular function (GO): RNA binding; protein binding
Source: RefSeq, a predicted model, not a curated record
ACAAAAUUUUCUCCAAAAAGUUUUCCUUCUUGUCUCCGAAACCAAAUGAAUGAGAUUCACAAACCAACUGAGAAUUCAAGCACAAUCCCAUUCCUCCAAUGGCUUCCUUCAUCGAGCCAUUCAACCUCUUUACUCCAACAAUCCCCUCGAUUGCGGCGCUUAUGGCCGCCUCAUCCAGCACUGUACGGACCGCCGCUUGCUCCGCCAGGGAAAGCAGCUCCACGCCCGCCUCGUCGUCUCCUCUGUCGUACCUGGAAACUUCCUCGCCUCGAAACUCAUAGGCUUCUACUCUAAAUCCGAUUGUAUUGAUUAUGCACGCCAGGUGUUCGACCAAAUUCCCCACAGAAACACUUUCUCUUGGAACGCCAUGCUCAUUGCCUAUUCGCUUCAUGGCCUGCAAUUCGACGCACUGAAUCUGUUUUCGUCACUGGUAUCAUCGCGAUCGAGCGGUGUUAAGGCUGAUAAUUUUACGGUCACCUGUGUCAUGAAGGCGUUGGCGGAGUUGUUUUCAGAUUCGAGAUUGGCUAAGGAGGUUCAUUGCUAUGUUGUCCGACACGGGUUUGAUUUGGAUAUCUUUGUUGUUAAUGCUCUUGUUACGUGUUACGCUAGAUGUGAUGAGCUUGGUGUUGCGCGGGUUUUUUUUGAUAGGAUGCCGGAGAGAGACAUAGUUUCGUGGAAUUCGAUGAUUUCUGGGUAUUCUCAAGGUGGGCUUUACUUGGAGUGCAAAAAAUUGUACAGGGAGAUGUUGGGGUUGAAAGAGUUGAGGCCUAACGCGGUGACGGUACUCAGUGUCUUGCAGGCGUGUGGGCAGUCCAAGGAUCUUGUUUUCGGGAUUGAAGUUCACCGCUUUAUGAAUGAGAAUCGAAUCAAGAUGGAUAUUUCGCUUUGUAAUGCGCUUGUUGCAUUGUAUGCAAAAUGCGGUAGCUUGGAUUAUGCUCGCGAGUUUUUUGAAGGUUUGAAAGAGAAGGAUGAGGUCACUUAUGGGUCGAUGAUUUCAGGAUAUAUGGCUUACGGAUUUUUCGACAAUGCCAUGGAUCUUUUUGACAAAGUUAAGAAAUCAGGACUAAGCACAUGGAAUGCUGUGAUAUCGGGUCUCCUUCAAAACAACCAGCAUGAAAGAGUCUUGGAUUUAUUUCUUGCAAUGCAAGCAAGUGGCUUUAGACCGAACACAGUAACACUUUCAAGUGUUCUCCCAACAAUUUCGCAUUUUUCGUAUCUAAAAGGAGGUAAAGAAAUACAUGCUUAUGCUCUUAGAAGCAGUUAUGAUCAGAAUAUCUAUGUUUCAACUGCUAUUAUCGAUGCUUAUGCAAAGUCUGGGUAUCUUCACGGGGCGCGGAGGGUUUUUGAUCAAUCGAGAGGGAGGAGCUUGAUCAUUUGGACUGCAAUAAUCUCGGCAUAUGCAGCGCAUGGAGAUGUUGAGACAUCUCUUCAUCUUUUUGAUGAGAUGGUGAAUAAUGGGAUUCGGCCAGACGAAGUAACAUUUACGGCAGUGUUAACAUCUUGCGCUCAUUGCGGAUUGGUGGAUGAAGCUCGGAAGAUAUUUGAUUCUAUGCUGCCACAAUAUGGAAUUCAUCCCUCCAUGGAGCAUUACGCUUGCGUGGUGACUGCUCUUAGCCGAGCUGGGAGACUCUCCGAAGCAACUGAAUUCAUUUCGAAAUUGCCAGUUGAGCCAAGUGCUAAAGUGUGGGGUGCAUUGCUUAAUGGGGCAUCGGUUUCUGGCGAUGUUGAACUGGGGAAAGUUGUUUACGAUCGCUUGUCUGACAUUGAGCCCGAGAACACCGGAAACUAUGUCAUUAUGGCUAAUUUGUAUUCGCAAGCUGGGAGAUGCGAGGAAGCUGAUGAGGUCAGGGAAAGAAUGAACAAAAUUGGGUUGAAAAAGCUCGCAGGCAGUAGCUGGAUCGAGACAAAUGGUGGAUUAGGAAGUUGUAUAGUUAGUGAAUGUAACAAAUAGGGGAAACUAGGAGUUUUAAUGAAGAUGGUGUUUAUAUUUGAUACUAAAGAAGGUACAUCUAAUCAGGAAUACUGAAGGCCAUGUACUAUGCAUUGAAAAGAUCCUUUUAACUAAAAAGUGGCACAUGGAAGAAAUGCAGGGACCAAAGCGAGUGAGCAAGCUUGAGUCAUGCGAAAAUGGCCGUUGGGAAUUAAUCGAGUUCUUCGUUUGCUACCGAGGAUUAUGUUGACGAGACUACUGGUUGAAAAAACGUUUAA